AUGGAGAUCACCGUGGAGGACUUUGAGCGAAUAUCCGCAAUCAAGAUGGCACUCACCAACUACAGUACCAACGCUAUCACAGCCAAGGACUCGAAGGCUCUCUACUUGUCUGCAGAGACCCUCUUAGCAGAAGAGGCUGCUGCUCGUGCGGCUUUACUGCCGCUACUGCCGCUGGAACUGAAGAAGUUCGCGAUGCCGUGGUUCGGCAAGACGUUGAAGGUUUCGCCACCUAGAGGUCAUUUCGGACCCAGCGGCACCAGGCAUACCGGUAACGCUAGAAAGCAUGCAUUCGGCAUACGGCUCGGCCUGGAGCUCCGACUCGCAACCGGCUAUGCGAUUAUGCCUUACGAAAUCAUCAACAUCCUCGAGCGGUUCUUAAGUGCAAAGCUCGAGCACUAA
This is a messenger RNA of Anthostomella pinea, 399 nucleotides long. NCBI's taxonomy places the organism in Eukaryota, Fungi, Ascomycota, Sordariomycetes, Xylariales, Xylariaceae. The record is from the annotation of a GenBank genome assembly.